Gopherus evgoodei (Goodes thornscrub tortoise) is the source of this 907-nucleotide messenger RNA. RefSeq names its product maestro heat-like repeat-containing protein family member 1. The record is from RefSeq and is a predicted model, not a curated record. NCBI's taxonomy places the organism in Eukaryota, Metazoa, Chordata, Testudines, Testudinidae. Gene Ontology annotation, cellular component: cytoplasm. The transcript has 8 exons. The coding region runs from base 116 to 907 and encodes 263 amino acids.
UCGCUGCAUGGUUCAGGCUGGGUAGAGAGAUCUGGCUGGCAGCGGCGAGGCCAGGGGUGCCGUCUAGUGUAGGAAAGAGAGAGCUGGUGCAGGAAGAGGAUAUUUCCGUACUGAGAUGGCUUUUCUCUGCUCUGCAGGUUUUAUGGCCUGGGCUGCUCCUUCAGCUGAGCCCAGCAGCCCAUGGGCCAGCGCUGUCUCUCCUCCUGCAGACCUCGGUCGGGGUGGUAAAGAGGAUGCAGGAGGAAGGCAGGCUGCCCUUGGCCAGGAGGUGCGGCAAGGUGAACAGAGGGUGUCGGUCAAGCCCCAGGGCCACUCUACCCCAGGAGCUGCUGGCUCGGCUGCUGAUCACAAGACCUGCUUCUGCCAGAGGGAGUGGGAGCAGCAGCUGCUGCAGUUCCUGGAAGACCUUCUCUUCCUCAUCUCGGACCAUACCUGGCUGGGCUGUUUCAUCACUAGUAUCAGGCGCCAGCUGGCCCACAGCGAUAAGCGGCCCAGUGACAAGAGCUUUCUCUACAAGUGCUGGGGCACCGUGCUGAUGUUUUCUCCAGAAGAGAGCAUCAAGCCCCAGCUAUGGCGUCUGGUGGAGAUGGUCAAUUUCCGAGAAGAAGAGGAAAGAGAGGGAUUCGCCCGAGCGCUUGAGCUGUGUGCCAGGAAACAUCUAUAUGAGAUUUUUGCCAUCCUGGAGCACUGGGAAGAGGUUGUCAGCAGGGUGCAGCUCCAGCCUUCUGCUGCUGGCUCUCUGGAGGAGCCAGCUUCCAUCGAGCAGCUGAGAAGCCUCCUGCUCCUCACCUAUGGGCACGUGGUCCACUCAGUCCCCACAGAUCUCAUCCUAGAGACCAUAGGCUACAAGAUCCUGACUCCCAUGCGGAAACACUGUUUUCUGAGCCCACAUGCCCAUGGAAGCUAA